AUGAUGCUCAACAUAUACGAAAAUGCUAUACUUCUUGCCUGCCAUGCCCACCCCACCACCAAAACCGUUGCUACUCUAAUGGCGGCGGCGCUAGCAAUUUUCGGUUUUGCACGGUGGUGGGCUAGCACCAAAAUAAACCCUCCGCUGCCACCUGGUCCACCAGGCUUGCCUAUCUUAGGAAACCUUCCUUUCAUCAAACCUGAAUUGCAUCGUUACUUUAGGGAGUUAUCUGAAACCUAUGGUCCCAUCUUCAAACUUCAGCUCGGGACAAAGACUUGUAUAAUCAUAGAUUCACCUUCUAUUGCCAAAGCGGUCCUCAAAGACCAAGAUGCUAUCUUCGCCAACCGUGAUACACCGGCAGCCACCAUAUUCGGCACAUUCGGUGGCCUCAACAUCGCAUGGAGACAAAAUGGCCCCGAAUACAUCCGGAUGCGUAAGCUUGUUGUUCGUGAAAUCAUGAGCAAAAGCAGCCUCGAUGCAUGCUACGCGCUUCGUCGACGUGAGAUUGGACAAAUGGUGAAGGAUCUUCACCGGAAAAUUGGUUCUUCUGUUAAUAUCAUUGAGCAAUUAUCGCUAACGACUGUAAAAGUGAUGAUAAGCACACUAUGGGGUGGUUCGUCAGAAACAAGCAGUGAUUUGACUGAGAUGAGGACGCGAUUAGAUGAACUUACGAGAUUAAUGGGAUCACCAAAUGUUUCUGAUAUUUUACCAGUUCUUGCCCCAUUUGAUUUUCAAGGAAUUGAAUCAAAAUCGAAGAAUAUCAUACUGUGGUUUUAUGGGAUAUUUGAAUCAGUGAUUAAGAACCGAUUGAAGAUUAGAGAUGAUGGAAGCAAGGACUUUCUCCAGUUGAUGUUGGAGAUGAACCAGACAGGAGAUGAUAAAACCUCUUUAUCCGACUACGAAAUAAAAGCUUUGCUUUUGGAUAUGAUGAUUGGUGGUACGGAUACAAUACCCACUACUGUAGAGUGGGCAAUGACCGAACUACUACGUCAUCCAGAUAAAAUGACAAAACUCGUCCAAGAAUUAGAUAUGGUUGCCGGAAACCAAAACAUGGUGGAAGAGUGUCAUCUUCCUCGACUGCUCUAUUUGGAUGCUGUUGUAAAGGAGACGCUUCGGCUUCAUCCGGUGGCUCCCUUGCUUUUGCCUCACAUGCCCAGCGAGACCACAAUUGUUGCUGGAUAUACCAUCCCUAAACGUUCCAGAGUUUUCAUUAAUGCAUGGGCCAUGCAAAGGGACCCUAAGUUUUGGGAAGAUCCCCUUGGGUUUCAGCCCGAGAGAUUCUUGAAAGGCGACAUUAGUUAUCAAGGGAAUAAUAUGAGGUACAUUCCGUUUGGGUCGGGGAGGAGAACUUGUGCUGGACUUGCAAUGGGUGACAAAAUGGCGCGGCUCCUCCUGGCUGUGUUGGUCCAUUCAUUUGAAUGGAAAUUGUCAGAGGGGAUGAAGCCUGAUGUGCAAGAGAAAUUUGGAAUUGUUUUGAAGAAAAUGGAACCACUUGUCGCCAUGCACUUUGCUCGACUCUCUAACUCGGACCAAUACCACUAA
Molecule: messenger RNA, 1542 nt
Organism: Hibiscus syriacus
Lineage: Eukaryota; Viridiplantae; Streptophyta; Magnoliopsida; Malvales; Malvaceae
Product: cytochrome P450 71AU50-like
Exons: 2
Coding region: 1-1542 (513 amino acids)
Molecular function (GO): heme binding; iron ion binding; monooxygenase activity
Source: RefSeq, a predicted model, not a curated record